This is a messenger RNA of Rhinichthys klamathensis goyatoka, 2601 nucleotides long. It is a transcript of the gene zbtb48, whose product is annotated as zinc finger and BTB domain containing 48. Gene Ontology annotation, cellular component: nucleus. Gene Ontology annotation, molecular function: protein binding. NCBI's taxonomy places the organism in Eukaryota, Metazoa, Chordata, Actinopteri, Cypriniformes, Leuciscidae. The record is from RefSeq and is a predicted model, not a curated record. The coding region runs from base 162 to 2474 and encodes 770 amino acids. The transcript has 11 exons.
CUUCCUGUUUCUGUUUCAACAUGGCUUCUUGUUGUUUAGCCCAAAUUAAGCAUUUGAUGCUAUAUAAUAUAUAAUUAACUCACUAAAUUACAUUACGCAUUUAUGUCGAGUUUCCGUAUAUGAAAAGAAACAUGAGAGCAAUGAUCUGAUUUACGUGGAAGAUGGAGAUCCCUGCUCAAUGGUCCUCUCAUGCUCAGCGAGUGCUGUCUUUGCUCAACAAACAGAGGGGUCUUGGCCACUUCUGCGAUGCCAUGCUGAACACAGCAAGUGGGCAGGUGCAUCUGGCCCAUCGCAAUGUUCUUGCCUGCUUCAGCCACUUGUUCCAGGAACCCAGUUCCUCACCGUGUAUACAGAUCGACCUGCCAUUAGAGUGCCCUGAUGAUGGACUUGAGCUACUGCUUCAUUUUUUUUACACUGGUGAACUCCAGUUAGACGACAGCAAUUUAGAAAAGAUUCAGAAUGCAGCUAGCGGACUGUCAGUGCCGGAUUCUCUCAUACCUUGCCAGGGUUUGCCAGGUGUAGAGACUUUGCAAUCACCUGCUGCCUUGAGUGAAGAUGAUGAAGCCAAACCGCUAUUUCCUCUCACAUCUGCAGACUCUCAGCCUGAUCCGACCCCAAAAGGAAAGACUAGAUCUUGGCAGAGGAUGAAAAAUAAACCUGAUGCAUGCAGGUUCGGUUCACCGGUCACAGCUAGCGAUGAUGACACCCCUACCUCGACGUCUACUACCACCACCCGCUCUGGAAGGCGUGUAAAAGGGCCCAAUCGACUAGUCGGGGAAAGUCCCAUGUCUGCUGUUACGAGGCAGGGAGCAGGAAGGAGAAAACCAUCAUCUUUAGAUGAUAAAGAGCAGGAGAUUGCUGCCACUGAGGAAGGAGAUCAUCUCAAACAUCAAGACAUGAGUGAGGCUGAGCAGGUGGAUGGAUCUGUUGAUAAUCAGAAUGAGGAUGAUGACGACAAUGACAAUGACGAUGAUGACUAUGACGGAGGUGAGAGUAUGGAUAUUCUUAACGAGGGAACCGAUGAAGAGUAUAUGCCUCAUGACUCACCCUGCUCAACCCCAAAGACUCCACGGGGAAAGCGCAAACUUAAAAGUACCAAUAAAGAGAAUGGAGAAGGAACAUCUAAAAACAGCAAGAAAGGCUCUGUCCAAUGUCCAACAUGCCACAAAACAUUCCUCAGCAAGUACUACUUGAAAGUACACAACAGGAGACAUACAGGGGAGAAGCCCUUUGAAUGUGCUAAAUGUGGGAAGUGCUACUAUAGGAAGGAAAACCUGCUGGAGCAUGAAGCCAGGAAUUGUCUUAGCAGAACAGAGGUGGUGUUUUCGUGUUCAAAAUGUACCAUGACCUUUAAAAAGCGACAUGAGCUGCGUCUUCACACAGUCACGCACACAGGAGAGAUGCCCAAUAAGUGCACAUCAUGCCCUGAGCAGUUCAUGCAGAAGAAAGAUCUCAGGAUCCACAUGAUUAAAAUUCACGGAGCUCCUAAACCACACGCAUGUUCAUUGUGUACCAAGUGUUUCCUAUCCCGCACUGAGCUACGUCUGCAUGAGGCAGCCAAACAUCGUGGUGAGAAACUGUUUGUGUGUGAGGAGUGUGGCCACCGGGCCUCCAGCCGCAACGGCCUGCAAAUGCACAUCAAAGCCAUUCACAGAAAUGAGCGUCCUUUUGUGUGUGAGUUCUGCAAUCAUGCUUUUACCCAGAAAGCCAAUCUGAACAUGCACCUGCGAACACAUACUGGAGAGAAACCUUUCCAGUGCCACCUCUGUGGCAAGACGUUUCGCACACAAGCGAGUCUGGACAAACACCACCGCACACACACAGGAGAGCGGCCAUUUAGUUGUGAGUUCUGUGAGCAACGCUUUACUGAGAAAGGUCCUCUAUUACGCCAUAUAGCCAGCAAACACCAAGAAGGCCGACCACACUUUUGCCACAUCUGCAACAAAACUUUUAAAGCCAUCGAGCAGCUCCGUGUUCAUGUACGACGUCACAAAGGCAUGAGAAAAUUUGAGUGUUCUGAAUGUGGUUACAAGUUCACCAGACAGGCACAUUUGCGACGACACUCUCAGAUCCACAACCGUGUGGAGAACUACAACCCCAGACAAAGACGGUUGCGUAACCUGAUCGUGGAGGAUGAGAAUGCAGCUGCCUCAUCCAGUCCUUCCAGCCAGACAGAGGUUCAGGCAGGACCAGCGGACAUGGUUAACCUGGUUAUCCAGCCAGAGACGGUCGUGGUGGAACAGGUCGUCUCAGCCUCUGCUGGAGGAACAGGAGGAGACCAGGCCACAUAUUCAGUGAAUGGUGAACAGACUGGGUUUGCUCUGACUGGAAGGACUGAUGGUGGAAUCGAGCAGACUCCGUUCACUGUAGCAGAUGUGAUGGAGCAGACACUGCUGGUGACCGACGCGUACCCCAUCCAUCAGUCCAGUGUGGUGGUGGAACUGCCCAGCACUGGAGCUGAUGGGAAAGUUUAAAUGGAGACUUUUUGACUCCAGAGCAGACAUGGGGGGGUGGAAUAUGUAUUAAAAGUCAUUGAGACAUGUCAAGCAUUGUAAAUAAACAGUAUUCUUGCAUGAAAUACAGGUAAGAAACUUUUGAUAU